Molecule: messenger RNA, 570 nt
Organism: Brassica napus (rape)
Lineage: Eukaryota; Viridiplantae; Streptophyta; Magnoliopsida; Brassicales; Brassicaceae
Product: glutathione S-transferase T3-like
Exons: 3
Coding region: 1-570 (189 amino acids)
Source: RefSeq, a predicted model, not a curated record
AUGGGACGGUUCGGGGGUGUUACAAGCAGUGGUUGCAAUGAGAAUGAUGUCCUCAAAAGAGCUCAUGAGAUUUUCUUCAACAACCAUAAGAAGAAAUUCACUUUGGAGCAUGCUUGGAAGGAAUUGCGAAACGACCAGAAGUGGUGUGAAGUGUCAAGUGCUAAAAAGGCAGGAACCUCUAGGAAAAGGAAGUGUGAAGACGGUGCAGACUCAUCGGCUUCUCAACCAUCUGAAAACAAGCGUCCCGCGGGUGUUAAAGCAUCAAAGGCCGCUGGGAAGAAGACUAUGAGUGAAGAGAAUUCUAUGAAUCGGUUUCAAAGUAUGCGGGACAUUAAACAGAAGGAGUUGGAAGUGAAGGAAAGGUUGUCAAAGAUGAGUAUACUUGACUCUCUUAUUGCAAAGAAAGAACCUGUAGCUGACUAUGAAGAAGCCCUCAAGAAGAAGUUCAUCAGUGAAGACAAGGUGAAGACAGUGUCACGGAGUGGAGCAAUCAGAAUCACUGCCUUUGUAGUAUCUGGAGUCUUGUGUCACGUUGUCUCUGUUUCAAGACAGUAUCACGGAGUGGAGUAA